AGUCACAGUGCCGUCCGGGACCCAGCAGGAGGAGCCCCAUGGAGCCUGGGGCCACAGGCCACAGGGGACAAGGGCCAGACACCCUGGUCAUGGCUCUAGGCCAUUGAUCCAGCCUGGGCUGGCCGGGUGGGGGUGGGGAGGCCUUGGCCUGGACAAACAGAGGCUCCUGAGGCCUGCGUGCAGGCCCGGCACCUAUCCGCCACUCCCAAAGGAUGUCCGAGGCCGAGGCCCCCCAGGUGGCUGGCGGGCAGGGGGAUGGAGGUGAUGGCGAGGAAGCAGAGCCGGAGGGGAUGUUCAAGGCCCGUGAGGACUCCAAGAGAAAAGCCCUCCACCUGGUGCCCCUGUUUGUGCUGCUGGCCCUGGUUGUGCUGGCUUUGGUGGGGGUGCUACUCUGGUAUUUCCUAGGGUACAAGGCGGAGGUGACAGUCAGCCAGGUGUACUCAGGCAGCCUGCGAGUGCUCAAUCGCCACUUCUCCCAGGAUCUUACCCGCCGGGAAUCUAGUGCCUUCCGCAGUGAAACUGCCAAAGCCCAGAAGAUGCUCAAGGAGCUCAUCGCCAGCACCCGCCUGGGAACUUACUACAACUCCAGCUCCGUCUAUUCCUUUGGAGAGGGACCCCUCACCUGCUUCUUCUGGUUCAUUCUCCAAAUCCCUGAGCACCGCCAGCUGAUGCUGAGCCCCGAGGUGGUGCAGGCACUGCUGGUGGAGGAGCUGCUGUCCACGGUCAACAGCUCGGCUGCCGUCCCCUACAGGGCCGAGUACGAAGUGGACCCCGAGGGCCUAGUGAUCCUGGAAGCCAGUGUGAAAGACAUAGCUGCACUGAAUUCCACGCUGGGUUGUUACCGCUACAGCUACGUGGGCCAGGGCCAGGUCCUACGGCUGAAGGGGCCUGACCACCUGGCCUCCAGCUGCCUGUGGCACCUGCAGGGCCCCGAGGACCUCAUGCUCAAACUCCGGCUGGAGUGGACGCUGGCAGAGUGCCGGGACCGACUGGCCAUGUAUGACGUGGCUGGGCCCCUGGAGAAGAGGCUCAUCACCUCGGUGUAUGGCUGCAGCCGCCAGGAGCCCGUGGUGGAGGUUCUGGCGUCGGGGGCCAUCAUGGCGGUGGUCUGGAAGAAGGGCCUGCACAGCUACUACGACCCCUUCGUGCUCUCCGUGCAGCCGGUGGUCUUCCAGGCCUGUGAGGUGAACCUGACGCUGGAUGACAGGCUGGACUCCCAGGGCAUCCUCAGCACCCCGUACUUCCCCAGCUACUACUCGCCCCGAACCCACUGCUCCUGGCACCUCACGGUGCCCUCUCUGGACUACGGCUUGGCCCUCUGGUUUGAUGCCUAUGCACUACGGAGGCAGAAGUAUGAUUUGCCGUGCACCCAGGGCCAGUGGACGAUCCAGAACAGGAGGCUGUGUGGCUUGCGCAUCCUGCAGGCCUACGCUGAGCGGAUCCCCGUGGUGGCCACGGCCGGCAUCACCAUCAACUUCACCUCCCAGAUCUCCCUCACCGGGCCCGGUGUGCGGGUGCACUAUGGCUUGUACAAUCAGUCGGACCCCUGCCCUGGAGAGUUCCUCUGCUCUGUGAAUGGACUCUGCGUCCCUGCCUGUGAUGGGGUCAAGGACUGCCCCAACGGCCUGGAUGAGAGAAACUGCGUUUGCAGAGCCACAUUCCAGUGCCAAGAGGACAGCACAUGCAUCUCACUGCCCAAGGUCUGUGACGGGCAGCCUGACUGUCUCAACGGCAGCGAUGAAGAGCAGUGCCAGGAAGGGGUGCCGUGUGGGACAUUCACCUUCCAGUGUGAGGACCGGAGCUGCGUGAAGAAGCCCAACCCGCAGUGUGAUGGGCAGCCCGACUGCAGGGACGGCUCGGAUGAGGAGCACUGUGACUGUGGCCUCCAGGGCCCCUCCAGCCGCAUUGUUGGUGGAGCUGUGUCCUCCGAGGGUGAGUGGCCAUGGCAGGCCAGCCUCCAGGUUCGGGGUCGACACAUCUGUGGGGGGGCCCUCAUCGCUGACCGCUGGGUGAUAACAGCUGCCCACUGCUUCCAGGAGGACAGCAUGACCUCCCCGGUGCUGUGGACCGUGUUCCUGGGCAAGGUGUGGCAGAACUCGCGCUGGCCUGGCGAGGUGUCCUUCAAGGUGAGCCGCCUACUUCUGCACCCGUACCACGAAGAGGACAGCCACGACUACGACGUGGCGCUGCUGCAGCUCGACCACCCGGUGGUGCGCUCGGCCGCCGUGCGCCCCGUCUGCCUGCCCGCGCGCUCCCACUUCUUCGAGCCUGGCCUGCACUGCUGGAUUACGGGCUGGGGUGCCCUGCGUGAGGGUGCCCUAGGGACGGAUGCUGUGGCCCUAUUUUAUGGAUGGAGAAACCAAGGCUCAGAGACAUGUUGCUGGCCCAUCAGCAACGCUCUGCAGAAAGUGGAUGUGCAGUUGAUCCCACAGGACCUAUGCAGCGAGGCCUAUCGCUACCAGGUGACGCCACGCAUGCUGUGUGCCGGCUACCGCAAGGGCAAGAAGGAUGCCUGCCAGGGUGACUCGGGUGGUCCGCUGGUGUGCAAGGCACUCAGUGGCCGCUGGUUCCUGGCGGGGCUGGUCAGCUGGGGCCUGGGCUGUGGCCGGCCUAACUACUUCGGCGUCUACACUCGCAUCACAGGUGUGAUCAGCUGGAUCCAGCAAGUGGUGACCUGAGGAACUGCCCCCCCUGCAAAGCAGGACCCACCUCCUGGACUCAGAGAGCCCAGGGCAACUGCCAAGCAGGGGGACAAGUAUUCCGGGGGUGGGGGGGGGGGAGCGGGCCCUGUGGUGGCAGGAGGUGGCAUCUUGUCCCUGAUGUCUGCUCCAGUGAUGGCAGGAGGACGGAGGAGUGCCAGCAGCUGGGGGUCAAGACGUCCCCUGAGGACUCAGGCCCACACCCAGCCCUUCUGCCUCCCGAUUCUUUCUCCUCUGUCCCCUUCCCCCACUGCUGCCUAAUGCAAGGAAGUGGCUCAGCAGCAAGAAUGCUGGUGCUACAUCCCCAGGAGUGUCUUGAGGCCUCCCCCACUCUGUACAGAGGCUGCUUGGGCAGCCUUGCCUCCAGAGAGCAGAUUCCAGCUUCAGAAGCCCCUGGUCUAACUUGGGAUCUGGGAAUGGAAGGUGCUCCCAUAGGAGGGGACCCUCAGAGCCCUGGAGACUGCCAGGUGGGCCCACUGCCACCGUAAGCCAAAAGGUGGGGAAGUCCUGACUCCAGGGUCCUUGCCCCACCCCUGCCUGCCACCUGGGCCCUCACAGCCCAGACCCUCACCGGGAGGUGAGCUCAGCUGCCUUUUGGAAUAAAGCUGCCUGAUCCAA
This is a messenger RNA of Nomascus leucogenys (northern white-cheeked gibbon), 3317 nucleotides long. The record is from RefSeq and is a predicted model, not a curated record. Lineage: Eukaryota; Metazoa; Chordata; Mammalia; Primates; Hylobatidae.